Messenger RNA from Syngnathoides biaculeatus (alligator pipefish), 676 nucleotides. Its product is annotated as histone H2A-like. The coding region runs from base 154 to 540 and encodes 128 amino acids. Gene Ontology annotation, cellular component: nucleosome. Gene Ontology annotation, molecular function: DNA binding; structural constituent of chromatin; protein heterodimerization activity. The transcript has a single exon. Lineage: Eukaryota; Metazoa; Chordata; Actinopteri; Syngnathiformes; Syngnathidae. The record is from RefSeq and is a predicted model, not a curated record.
AGGAGAGCAGCGGUGAUGAUGGGAGCCUUUUUCUGAUUGGACAACUGUUUCCCUGCAUCGACCGACCAAUCAGUGACGAGCAGCAGAGUGUAUAAGGACCCCGCUGCUCGCGGGUUACCGAUAUCAACUCAGUGUUGUAGAAACUCGUCGAACAUGUCUGGUCGAGGAAAAACCGGUGGCAAGGCCCGCGCCAAGGCUAAGACCCGCUCAUCCCGCGCUGGACUUCAGUUCCCGGUGGGUCGUGUCCACAGGCUGCUCCGCAGGGGCAACUACGCCCAGCGAAUCGGUGCCGGCGCCCCCGUCUACUUGGCGGCGGUGCUCGAGUAUCUGACCGCCGAGAUCCUGGAGCUGGCCGGCAACGCCGCCCGAGACAACAAGAAGACCCGAAUCAUCCCUCGUCACUUGCAGCUGGCCGUCCGCAACGACGAGGAGCUCAACAAGCUCCUCGGCGGGGUCACCAUCGCCCAGGGUGGCGUCCUGCCCAACAUCCAGGCGGUCUUGCUGCCCAAGAAGACCGAGAAGGCCGGAAAAACAAAGUAGAUUUGUCACCAAAUCCCCAAAACGGCUCUUUUAAGAGCCACAUACUUGAUUCUGAAAGAGUUAUCCUUUAUUAUUUAUUAUAUUAUAUUAUGACGGACAUAACAAUGAAGCAGCUCUGGGUUUGGAAGUUAUGAAU